This is a messenger RNA of Phragmites australis (common reed), 2010 nucleotides long. RefSeq lists its product as uncharacterized. The transcript is spliced from 2 exons. Bases 346 to 1722 code for a protein of 458 amino acids. The record is from RefSeq and is a predicted model, not a curated record. Lineage: Eukaryota; Viridiplantae; Streptophyta; Magnoliopsida; Poales; Poaceae.
ACCCCACUACCGUCUUGUCUACCUGGCUGGCACUCGGCCGAGCCUCACUACGUUUUCUUACGCAUUUUCCCACCUUUUCUUUCCUUUAAAAAAUCCACUCGCAAUAAUACAAGGGCGCCGCGCUCCCUCCGCUCCCGAGUCCCAACGGUCGAGUGAGACCCUGCCUCUUAAACCCUCCUCUUUCCCCGCAUCGCAUCCCCCGAUUCGCAGCGCAAGCUUCGAAAAAUUCACCACCCGAUCCGACCUAAUCACACCUCUAAUCACGCGAGGGGAGGUGGAAUCCACUCGUCGUCUCCACCCACCGAUCGAUCGAUUCAGCAGCUGAAGGCGAAGUGCUCUCCGGCGAUGGAGGAGGACCCGCUCAUCCCCCUGGUGCACAUGUGGAAUAACGCCGCCUUCGACCACGCCUCCUCCUCCGCGUGGCACGCGCACGCCGCCGCCGCCGCCGCGGCGAACGUCCGCGAGGGCGACGAGGAGAACCACCGCCCGGAGCCUGACGCCGAGGACGUCGACGCGGAGAUCGACCACAUCGAGGCGGAGAUCCUGCGCCUCUCCUCCCGCCUCCACCACCUGCGCACCUCCAAGCAGCCGGAGCCCAAGCGCGGCGGAGAGGUCGCGCCCGCAGCGAAGAUGGUGCGGCCGCGGCCGAGGGGGCUCAGCCUCGGGCCCCUCGACGUCAUCGCCGCCGCCGUCAACCCUAACCCGCUCCCCGAGAAGCAGCAGCCGCCGCGCGCCGCGCUGGCCCUGAAGCCGAUCAAGCAGGCUCCGGCGCCGCGGGGCAGGGGGCUCAGCCUUGGCCCCCUCGACAUCGUCGCCGCGAGACCUAGGGUCCCCGCCGCCGCGCCGCAGCGGAAGCUUCAGGGCGACAGCACGGUGCGGCAGAUCCUCAAGCCGAUCAUGGAGCCCCCGGUGCAGCGGCGCAGGGGCGUCAGCCUCGGGCCCUUGGAGAUCCACCACGGCGUCGGCAGCAGGCCGGCGGUAGCCGGGGCGCGGGUCAAUCCGUUCCCCAACAAGCUCAAUGCCGUCCGAGAAGAAGGUCAGCAUUCCAAGCAUGCUGUCCCCGCCAAACCAUGGCUAUCGAGCAGUGUCAAGCAGCCACCGGAUGUCAAGCAAGGAGCAGCAGCAAGUAGAGCCAAGGCGAGGAGUGGGAACAUGAGCCCCAGGUCCAGGAGGCAGUCCACUGCCAAGGCUACUGACACAAGGGGAGGCAAUGCCAAGACCACGGAGACAAGGGGAGGCAAUGCAGCAGUUGGGACUAACAAAGUGGUUGCGGAGCUCAAGCCCAAAGGCGUGACCAAUCACACCGGCAAUGCAGGGAAGAGGCCGGCGGGGAGCUCCAAGGUUAGGGUGGUCCCGAGCCGCUACAGCCUCACGUCUGGCUCAUCCCUGGGAGCUGGAACACAAGACAAGCGACGCAAGCAGUCUCUCCCAGGAUCGACUGGUGGUGCAAGCCAGAGGGAGGAGAUCAGAGCAAAGGUUACUGAGCCGUCGAACGGCGUGCUGUCUCCUGAAACAAUUGCCAAGGUGUCAGAACUGCUCCCAAGGAUCAGGACCUUGCCGGCUUCUGAUGAGAGCCCGCGCGACUCGGGGUGCGCCAAGCGUGUUGCAGAUUUGGUCGGGAAACGAUCGUUCUUCACUGCUGCAGCUGAUGAUGGCAAUAUGGUUACGCCGUACCAGGCACGGGUUCUUGAUGUUGAAUCACCAGAGGCAGCAGAAGCUUGAGAAGUGAUAUAUGGUUUUGAUUCAUUCCUUCCAUCAGCUCAUCUCCCCUUCUUCAUGAGCUAGGAUUUGGGUGAGGCCUUUUUUGCAGUGUGCUACAUGGUCUACUGUUACAUUCAUAUCUCAUGCAUCGUUAGCCAUUUCUUCGUUAAGACCUUACUAGUAAAUGUGUUGCUACCUUGUGAAAGGAGAGAGUGAAAGUGAAAGGUCCCUCCUAUGGGUGCUCUUGUUUUGAAUUGUAAGUGUGUUCUUGUUUUGAUUAAGUACAGGAUCAUGGUGUGGUUUCUUAUA